Messenger RNA from Pseudovirgaria hyperparasitica, 1128 nucleotides. RefSeq lists its product as uncharacterized. Bases 1 to 1128 code for a protein of 375 amino acids. The record is from RefSeq and is a predicted model, not a curated record. Lineage: Eukaryota; Fungi; Ascomycota; Dothideomycetes; Acrospermales; Acrospermaceae. The transcript is spliced from 4 exons.
AUGCACGUGGAAGUCGCCUUCUUUGGCUUUACUACAAAGCUCACUCCAAAGAAUAAGUGGUACUAUCCCAGCGAGAUUGCCAAUGACCUGGAGAGUCUCAACAUGUCGACUGUUGUCAAACAAGAAGUCUUCGCUUGUGCAUGGGAGUAUACUCGAUGUGUUAUUCCGCAAUACACAAAUUGGAAGCGGUACAUCGCAUUCAUGCGGAUCAUCAUCAUGGGUGUUAUUGCAGAGUUCAAAGGAAGCCUAGUCGAUGUAACAGCAGGAGACAAUAUUCUAGGAUAUAAUCUUCAAGAAGUUCUCGACGAUCUGUUCGCCGGGACGGCAGACUAUGAAAAUAUGUGCCGUGAAUAUAGGUCGUUCCUGCUGAUAACUGCAGACAAGUCGAGCAACCGCCGCAAUGGGUUCAGAAUGAGGGACGCAGACGCCCUGGCCCGAUUUACUAUAGCCUCCGCACUGGCUUGUAAUGAUCUUGACAGUGUGAAGUUGUCAGAUGGCGAGUACGAGAUCCUCACAGAGAUUGGAGACACCCUCUAUGAUGCAGUAGCAUUCUUCAAACAUCGGAGCGAGGGGGAAACUAACAGCACAUUCGCCUAUAUGCCGUCGGACAAGCGCAUAACCGCCUUCCAUCAGGCUCGAGAGGUCCUAUGGGCCCUUGAUGUGGCCCUCUCUAGAAGAGCUGAGUACACACCCGUUCUAAAUUUUGUGCGUUUCUUUGGAGGUCCCAUCCAUAUAAUGAUGAGACGAUACAGAUUUGUUGAGGAAGAACUCACAAUCGGACGCUCUGAAACUCGAGAUGUUGUUGAUCAAGCCAGGAAGAAUCGUAAGCUUUGGUACAGGGUUGACUCUGAUGACGAACGGAUGAAGGACGAGGAUCGUUUUCGUCAUCUUGUGUCCACCGGAAGUGAGAUAUACAUGUUUCCUGGGCUUUGUGGCUACCUUGAAAGCGACCAGAACUGCUCCAGCUGUAAUUUUCGAGAUUACUAUGGUGCAGAAGCACAUGGUCGGUUUGGAGGUGUUGUGCUUUGUCUGUCCUGUCGGAGCACCUGGUCAGCACAUCUGGAUACGCUCCAUGAAAGAGCUGCGCUCAUCUUCCCAGAGCUUAAUGAAGUCUUCUCGCAAACUUAG